CCAUGUUUUGCUAAAGUCGUGUCAUCUUUUUUUCGUGUGAACGUCAAAAAAUAAAACAGACAAAAUAAUACAAGAAUUUAUUUAUAAUUUCUUUAAAAACUACACAAAAAUUCCAUAAAAAAUAAAUGCAUUUUUUUAUUUAAAACAUUUAUAAUAUAUCAAAUAACAUUCAAAUUGCAAAAAAAAACACUUGAGAAAAAGUAAAACAAAAUGAACCGUACCGAUGGCCUAGUACGAAGGGUGAAGGCUCGUGAUACAUCAGCAGAAGGUGGCAAUGCAAAUACAAUCGACGAUAAUAAUCAAGACUCGCUGGACAAUAACAAGGACCAAGAAGAUAAUAUUGACGAUGGCGAUUCCAAAGAAACCCGUCUAACUUUGAUGGAAGAAGUCUUAUUGUUGGGUCUUAAAGAUAAAGAGGGUUACACAUCGUUUUGGAAUGACUGCAUAUCUAGUGGCCUUCGUGGAUGUAUCUUAAUUGAAUUGGGAAUCCGUGGCCGUGUGAUGAUGGAAAAAGCUGGCAUGCGUCGUAGAGGAUUGUGUUCAAGAAAACUUAUACUCAAGUCGGAUACACAAACAGGUGAUGUCCUUCUCGAUGAAGCUUUAAAGCAUAUCAAGGAGACAGAUCCACCAGAGACUGUUCAAAGUUGGAUUGAAUAUUUAAGUGGUGAAACAUGGAAUCCACUUAAACUAAGAUACCAACUAAAAAAUGUCCGUGAAAGACUCGCUAAAAAUUUAGUUGAAAAAGGUGUCCUUACCACAGAGAAACAAAAUUUUCUCUUAUUCGAUAUGACAACACACCCACUUAGCGAUAACGUUAUUAAAUGUCGAUUAGUUAAAAAGAUACAAGAUGCUGUACUUUCGAAAUGGAUUAAUGACCCACAAAGAAUGGACAAACGUAUGCUGGCGCUGAUAUUCUUAGCUCAUGCAAGUGAUGUGCUUGAGAACGCAUUCGGUCCCCUCAACGACGACGACUAUGAAGUGGCAAUGAAACGAGUGAGAGAACUUCUCGAUUUGGAUUUUGAAGCUGAAGCGGCUAAGCCAAACGCAAAUGAAAUUCUAUGGGCUGUCUUUAUGGCAUUUACGAAAUAAUCGAAAAUCCACAAAGACCAGUUCUUUUUUUAUAUUCAUAAUUAUGUUUUAAUUAUUUUUUAAAUAAAUAAGAUAUUUUAUUCUCUA
This is a messenger RNA of Episyrphus balteatus (marmalade hoverfly), 1176 nucleotides long. It is a transcript of the gene sau, whose product is annotated as Golgi phosphoprotein 3 homolog sauron. The transcript is spliced from 5 exons. NCBI's taxonomy places the organism in Eukaryota, Metazoa, Arthropoda, Insecta, Diptera, Syrphidae. Gene Ontology annotation, molecular function: phosphatidylinositol-4-phosphate binding. The record is from RefSeq and is a predicted model, not a curated record. Gene Ontology annotation, biological process: Golgi to plasma membrane protein transport; retrograde vesicle-mediated transport, Golgi to endoplasmic reticulum; Golgi organization. The coding region runs from base 211 to 1089 and encodes 292 amino acids. Gene Ontology annotation, cellular component: Golgi cisterna; cytosol; trans-Golgi network.